This is a messenger RNA of Aspergillus lentulus, 702 nucleotides long. RefSeq names its product spliceosome-associated CWC15 family protein. Gene Ontology annotation, cellular component: catalytic step 2 spliceosome. NCBI's taxonomy places the organism in Eukaryota, Fungi, Ascomycota, Eurotiomycetes, Eurotiales, Aspergillaceae. Gene Ontology annotation, biological process: mRNA cis splicing, via spliceosome. Gene Ontology annotation, molecular function: RNA binding. The record is from RefSeq and is a predicted model, not a curated record.
AUGACUACAGCUCACAGACCCACUUUCGAUCCCGCGCAAGGGAAAGAGGCCCUUCGUGGACCGGCUUAUCAUCAACGACUUUUGCCCGCAUAUACGCACCUCAAAACUCGUCAAUUAGGGCAAGGAAGUGAAACCGAAGUCCGACAACGCGACCUACGAGCCGAGCUUCUCCAGGCUGAGGCGGCUCACUUUGCCAAGAAGAACGGAGUCCCAAUCAAUGAACCGGCCAUUGAAAGCGCGGCGCCGAAACGUCUAUUAGAAGGGGGCCCUCCGGAUGGUGCAGGCGAAGCAGAAGAGGAGGACCCAGAAGCGAAACGACGGCGGAUAUUAGAGGAAACUCGGGAUAUAGAUGCGGACUCGGAUGGAUCAGAAGAUGACAGUAGUGAAGAAGAGAGUGAUGACGAAGAUGAAGCUGCGGAAUUGAUGCGGGAACUGGAAAAAAUCAAGAGGGAGAGGCUAGAGCAGAAAGAGAAAGAGGAACGCGAACGUGCUGCAAAGGAAGAGGAGCAACGAGAGUAUGACAUUGCCAAGGGCAACCCGCUGCUCAACCCCCAAGACUUUAAUCUCAAGCGGAGAUGGGACGACGACGUUGUCUUCAAGAAUCAAGCUCGCGGGACCGAAGAGAAACGGGGCAAGGAGUUUGUCAACGAUUUGUUGCGCUCCGAUUUCCACAGAAGAUUUAUGUCCAAAUAUGUCCGAUAG